UAAUUAUGUUGUGUAAUACAAGAUUAAUUUACCGGAUUUAAUUUUUAAAAGUAAAAUUGUUUAUUUCAUAAAAUUUUGGUGUUAAAUAAAUUUGUGAGGUUAUGUUGGAAUUAAAUAUGGAUUUUAAGCUUAUUUAAUAAGCGCCCUUUAUCGAAGCAAUGUUUUAUUUGUAGCAAUAACAAAAGUGUUACUCUAAAAUGAACAUAAAUACUGAAGAAAUUGUAACUUUUAAGGAGGAAAAACAGAGAAUUGGAGCUUGAUAAUUUAUUUGCCCCAAAUUGCUAAAAAUGGAAUUACGAUGAGGCUUCUAAAAUUAGUCCUUUUAAAUGAAAUUGGUGGAGUUUAAGACUUUUAUUGGACGAUAAAACAAUUAUAAUUGGAUCAAGACAUUAUGUUUAUAACGUUAAAGAUAAAUUCAAUAAAAUAUUUAUUUCUGUAAAACUGUAUCCAACAUUCUUAUCCUCGAUUAAUUCCUUUAUUAAUUUUCACAAUGUUGCAUUAAAUUUCUUUGCCCUUUCUUUCGUCGUUUAUUUGAAUUUGUUUAACCUACGUGACUUGCGCCACUUUGUGCAAUCGAUCUUCGGGAAAAUCUGGAGAUACAGUGUUAUUUUUGGGGACUUUAUAACCAGAACGAAUCGUUUUCGCGACUUUACUUCAGUCCACUCCAGUCUACCGUCGACUUUGAAGUGUUUAGGGUCACCUUCACCAAAAAGCUCGAGCUUUAUUCAGAUAAAAAUUGUGGUGUGUCAACAGAAUAAAAAUGGAUACGGAGCAGAAGAAAGGAUUUUUCGGAUUAAUUCAAUGUAGAUACAUCGUAGCUUGUCUUGGAUCUAUUGGAAUGGCGAUAGCUUAUGGGUUAAAAGUAAAUUUAAGUGUUGCAAUCGUUACAAUGGUAAACCACACAGCUUUGGAACUUUCGAAUUCCCAAAUUCAAAGUGACCGACCUCCAAUAAAACACUCAAUGUGUUUGUUUAACGAUUCAAAUCAUAAUUCAAUUAUCGAAGAUGGUCCAUUUAAAUGGUCAAAUACUCUACAAGGAACAAUACUGUCUUCAUACUUUUGGGGGUAUCUAAUCUCAUUAAUACCCGGCGGUCGAAUCGCAGAAUUAUUUAGCGCAAAAUGGGUGAUGUUUUUCGCAAUAGCCAUCAACACGAUUUGUACCCUAUUAACUCCGAUUACUGCUAAAAUACAUUAUUCAAUUUUAAUAAUGAUGCGAGUUGGACAAGGAAUCGGCGGAGGAGUCACAUUUCCAGCGAUGCACGUUUUAUUAGCCCGAUGGUCCCUACCAAACGAAAGAAGCGUAAUGAGUAGCGUCGUUUACGCCGGGACUUCUUUAGGAACCGUUUUAAGUACUUUAUCAGCUGGGAUAAUUGCGGAUUAUAUUAAUUGGGAGGCUGUUUUUUAUAUUAUGGGUGGUUUAAAUGUAAUUUGGUUGGUGCUUUGGGUUUUCUUUGUUUUUGAUGAUGCGGAUUCGUCGCCGAUUAUAAGCGAAAAUGAAAAGAAGUUGAUUAAUUCGUUAUUAAAAGGAAAUUAUAGUAGCGCGAAAAAAUCGUUUCCUUUGAAACAAGUUUUAACUUCGAUGCCGUUUUGGGCCAUUUUAAUCGCGCAUACUUGCUCGAAUUGGGGUUGGUACAUGAUUUUGAUUGAACUUCCGCUUUAUAUGAAGAGUAUUCUUCAGUUAAACGUUUCUGAGAGUUCCAAAUUUAUUUCUUUGGGAUUCUUUUUGAUGUGGGUUUUUAGUAUUUUGUUGAGUAGAAGUUUGGAUAAUUUUCGGGCUAAAAAAAUUAUUACAACUACAUUCGCCAGGAAGAUUUCUACGUUAAUUGCAAGUGUUAUCCCGUUGGGGUGUUUCUUAGGAUUAUCUUAUAUUGGAUGCUCCAGAGGUGGCGCAAUCGCUUUAACUAUUUUAGCGAUUGUUGCAAUCGCCGGGAUGUUUUGUGGAUUUCUUUCAAAUCAUAUAGAUAUAGCCCCGAAUUACGCGGGAACUUUAGUUGCUUUUACUAACACAAUAGCGACCAUUCCCGGGAUUGUUGUGCCAAUGUUUGUUGGGGGACUCAUCGAAAACGAUCCUGGCAUAUACUCGUGGAGGAUUAUUUUCUUUACAACGAUAAUUCUCUACAUCAUCGAGAUAUUUUUUUACGUUAUUUUCGCCUCUGGAGAAGAACAAGAUUGGAAUAAAAAUAAUAACGACAACGUCGAAGCUCAACCAUUGAAAAAUCCCCAAUCUCCGGAUGGAUCUAAACAAGAUUACAAAGCAACUUUAAAUUAAAUAAAAAAUAUGUUAUUGAAAUGAUGUGUAAAGACUGAGCAUAAUAUUACCUCUUUAUCGAUGUGUUAUUCUAAUAAAAGUAUUUAUGGGAAUUAAAGUUUAAAUUAAGGUCGUGA
Messenger RNA from Onthophagus taurus, 2385 nucleotides. The record is from RefSeq and is a predicted model, not a curated record. Lineage: Eukaryota; Metazoa; Arthropoda; Insecta; Coleoptera; Scarabaeidae.